AUGGGCAGACUUAUCAAGAACCACUUGGCCAGACUCAUCAUUCUAGCGGCUGCGACUUAUCAGGUUGCUGCUGCUGUUUGUGGCUUCUUCUGGCCCAAGAUCCUGUGGGAUUUCCUCACCAAAACGCUGGAUCCCGCCGUCAAGCCGAUACCAAUAUUGCAGAUUAUCAAUUUGCUCUUUGGGCUCAUUCUCCUUGCUUGGGAAUGGCCUGUGGCUUUCAUCGCCGGGUCUAGCAUCCACCGCAGUCUCGAGGCUCGUCUGGCCUUCCUGCCGUUGACGGCUCUGGCUGCUGUUCUACUGUACCAAGGGACGAACGCCGCCAUCUACCAGGUGGUUGGUUUGGGAGUCUACUUUUGGGCGUACAGUGAAGGAGAGAUCAUCUGCGCAAAGCCGUGGACUCUACCUCAGCGCGGCGGAAAACCAACGCGUGUCUGA
Messenger RNA from Lasiosphaeria miniovina, 435 nucleotides. Its product is annotated as PRO41 protein. The record is from RefSeq and is a predicted model, not a curated record. The transcript is spliced from 3 exons. The coding region runs from base 1 to 435 and encodes 144 amino acids. NCBI's taxonomy places the organism in Eukaryota, Fungi, Ascomycota, Sordariomycetes, Sordariales, Lasiosphaeriaceae.